Carassius carassius (crucian carp) is the source of this 2910-nucleotide messenger RNA. Its product is annotated as ribosomal protein S6 kinase 2 alpha-like. NCBI's taxonomy places the organism in Eukaryota, Metazoa, Chordata, Actinopteri, Cypriniformes, Cyprinidae. The coding region runs from base 381 to 2648 and encodes 755 amino acids. The transcript has 23 exons. Gene Ontology annotation, biological process: positive regulation of DNA-templated transcription; intracellular signal transduction; protein phosphorylation. The record is from RefSeq and is a predicted model, not a curated record. Gene Ontology annotation, molecular function: ATP binding; ribosomal protein S6 kinase activity; magnesium ion binding.
UACAAUAACAUCUUUUAUUUAAUUUCCUCGGAGGAGGCGCGUUUCAUCGCCGCAGACGCACGGCGCAUGUUCCUCUGAACCCGAGUCCACCUGUGUGAAUAAGUAGGAGAGAUUUGUUCAUUUCCAGGAACGUGGCUGUGCAACUCCUCUUCCUCACCGGACAGAGAGGGGAAUCCGUCAACGUCAUUUAAACGGGAAUAACUGCUUUAAUUUUCUACGAGUGAAUUUGCGCGUCCUGAGCGGAUUGUAAGAGAGGAAAGUCGCCCGUUUGCUCCUGAUCAAAGGGACAGAUCAGGUCGUUCCAGCAGGGAAUACUCCGGUUCGGAAGAAAUCCCCGUCCAAAUUUGAGUACUCUAGAGAGACGAGAAGGAGCGUACACAAUGCCACUUGCUCAACUGGCAGAACCAUGGCCCAAAAUGGAGUUGGUGCAGCUGGAGACGGAGAAUGGGCAGAGCACCACUGAGGAUGGGGUCACUUCAGCUGAUAAGCAGUACAAUUCACAGAUCACCUGGGCAGAGAAAGAGUUUGCUGGUAUCAAUGUGAAGGAGGAUGGUGACAUCAAAGAGAUCAACAUCACACAUGUUGUUAAGGAGGGGGCGGAGAAAGCGGACCCCUCACAGUUCGAGCUGCUCAAAGUGCUGGGGCAGGGCUCAUUUGGAAAGGUGUUUUUAGUACGAAAAUUAACCCCUCCUGACAAUAACCAGCUCUAUGCCAUGAAGGUCCUGAGGAAGGCCACACUCAAAGUGAGGGAUCGUGUGAGGACUAAAAUGGAGAGAAACAUCCUGGCAGACGUCAACCAUCCGUUUGUGGUUAAACUCCAUUAUGCUUUUCAGACGGAGGGUAAACUCUAUCUGAUUCUGGACUUCCUCAGAGGAGGGGAUCUGUUCACCAGGCUGUCCAAAGAGGUGAUGUUUACAGAAGAAGAUGUGAAGUUUUAUCUGGCUGAACUGGCACUGGGUCUAGAUCACCUGCACGGCAUCGGCAUCAUCUACAGAGAUCUCAAACCUGAGAACAUCCUCCUGGAUGAAGAGGGACAUAUCAAACUCACAGAUUUUGGACUGUGUAAGGAGGCCAUCGACAAUGAGAAGAAGGCUUACUCGUUUUGCGGGACGGUGGAGUACAUGGCUCCGGAGGUGGUUAAUCGGCAGGGUCACACCCACAGCGCUGACUGGUGGUCAUUUGGGGUACUGAUGUUUGAGAUGCUUACGGGUUCUCUGCCAUUCCAGGGAAAAGACAGAAAAGAAACAAUGAAUCUAAUCCUGAAAGCGAGGUUGGGGAUGCCUCAGUUCCUGAGCGCUGAGGCUCAGAGCUUACUGAGAGCUCUGUUCAAGAGGAACCCCACCAACAGACUGGGAUCUGAUCCAGACGGAGCUGAGGAAAUCAAACGCCAUUCAUUCUUUAUCACGAUUGAUUGGAAUAAACUCUUUAGACGAGAAAUAAAACCUCCAUUCAAGCCAGCAGUGGCCAGACCUGACGAUACCUUUUACUUUGACUCAGAGUUCACUUCUCGUACCCCCAAAGAUUCCCCAGGUGUUCCUCCCAGUGCAGGGGCUCAUCAGCUCUUCCGGGGCUUCAGCUUUGUUGCCACAGCAAUGCUAGAGGAGGAGGGCAAAGAAGAGCCAUCUCAGCCCCCUCCACACCCUGUAGUACAGCAGCAGCUUCACGGUAAGAACAUCUUGUUCAGCGAUGGUUACAUACUGAAGGAGGACAUCGGCAUGGGCUCUUUCUCUGUCUGCAAACGCUGCAUACACAAAACAACCAACACAGAGUACGCAGUGAAGGUGAUUGAUAAAACAAACACUGACCCAUCAGAAGAAAUUGAGAUCCUGCUGAGAUACGGCCAGCACCCCAACAUCAUCACUCUCAAAGAUGUGUAUGACAAUGGGAAGCAGAUGUACCUGGUCACUGAGCUGAUGCGAGGAGGUGAACUGCUGGACAGAAUCCUCAAGCAGAAGUUUUUCUCAGAGAGAGAGGCUAGUGCUGUGCUGCACACUAUCACAAAGACCGUGGAAUACCUGCACUCUCAAGGGGUUGUUCACAGGGACCUGAAGCCCAGUAAUAUUCUGUACGUCGAUGAGUCUGGUAAUCCAGAAUCUCUGCGCAUCUGUGAUUUUGGUUUUGCCAAGCAGCUCCGGGCAGACAAUGGCCUUCUCAUGACACCCUGCUAUACUGCCAACUUUGUAGCACCCGAGGUACUGAAAAGACAGGGCUAUGACGAGGGCUGUGACAUUUGGAGUCUUGGAGUAUUACUAUACACUAUGCUUGCUGGUUUUACUCCAUUUGCCAAUGGACCAGAAGACACUCCAGAAGAGAUUCUGAGUCGGAUAGGGAGCGGACACUUUACUCUGAUGGGAGGCAACUGGGACGCGGUGUCUGAUGCUGCCAAAGAUUUGGUCUCUAAAAUGCUCCAUGUGGACCCUCACCAGCGGCUCACAGCCAAGCAGGUCCUGAAACAUCCUUGGAUCAUUCAGAGAGACAAACUUCCAAACAGCCAGCUACAACAUCAAGAUGCCAAGCUUGUCAAGGGGGCGAUGGCUGCCACAUAUUCAGCACUGAAGAGUUCCCAACCACCCCCUGAACUGAAGCCCAUCGUGUCCUCAUUCCUGGCGCAGAGACGGGUGAAAAAGCUUCCUUCCACAUCUCUGUAGAGAAGGAGGAAUGAAGAAUUGGAGUAGUACUCCAGACUGAAUGCAGUUGUGUAAAGGACUGAUGGAUGGAAGAACCACACUGAAGCUCUACGGACUAAAGACGGUCUCUUGAACCUGCCCAUGACAUCAGCACUGCAGUGGAGCUGGCAAGCACACUAGGCAAGGGAGGUGAUUGACAGAUGAAGUUUGAGGGGCGUGGCCAGUGAGAGUUCCAUUCUCCCAGAAGUAGGGGUGUGUGUGUGUGUGUGUGUGUGUGUGUGUG